Molecule: messenger RNA, 642 nt
Organism: Schistocerca cancellata (South American locust)
Lineage: Eukaryota; Metazoa; Arthropoda; Insecta; Orthoptera; Acrididae
Product: estradiol 17-beta-dehydrogenase 2-like
Exons: 4
Coding region: 1-642 (213 amino acids)
Source: RefSeq, a predicted model, not a curated record
AUGACUUACAGAUUGCAAUACUCAGAUAAUGCGGAAAAAGAAGCCAAUACAGAGGCGAAUUCCACUUCUGAGUUUGAAAGUCUUUUCGAACACAGCAGCGAAGAUGAUAUCUCCAGUGGCAGUAGUGAUGCGUACGAUCCAGAUAAAAACAAAAAUGAUCAUAGCAGUAACAAGAGCAAGGAAGACGAUGACGAAGUUGAUGUGGAAGUGAAGAGUACUAAGCAGCACCGCUGCGACUCGGGCCUCGGGCACGAACUGGCGCGCCGCCUGGACGCGCUGGGUGUGCCAGUGUUCGCCGGCUGCCUGUUCCCUGAGGGUCCCGGUGCGAGCAGACUCGCCGCAGACUGCUCCUCCAGGUUGCGCUUGCUGCCGCUAGAUGUCACAUCAGACCAGCAGGUGGCCGACGCCGUCGCCUCCGUCCAAGCAGCACUUUCGGCCGCGUCAGGCACAGAGCUAUGGGCGGUGGUAAACAACGCAGGGAUCAGCGACGUGGGCGAAGUGGAUGUCAUGCCGCUAGAGAAAUUCCAGCAGGUGCUGGACGUAAACACGAUGGGCGCCAUAAGGGUCUCCAAGGCGUUCCUGUCGCUCCUCAAGAAGUCCAAGGGCCGCCUCAUCAACGUUACCAGCCCUUUAGGUAAGUAG